UGAACUGUUGGGAAUUCCACCAGGAAGUAUAAUACAUUGGACAUUAAGGAAGUCGUUAUCUUUCUCAGCUAUCUUUCAAGAAAUGGAAGACUGUACAAAUGAAUCCUUACUUUUGUCAAAAACACUUGAUGCACUCGAACUUUCAGAGGAACAUGUUCGUUCAAAGGUGUCAAUGUUUUCGAGGCUUGAAGUUUUAGCAAAUGCAGUAGAUUAUCAACCCGACUACCAGAAUACAAUUCUAACAGGGAGCAUAAUGGAUGGAGUUGGUUGGAAAGGAUACAUGACAGAUAUUGAUACGAUGUUGCGUUUCUCUUAUGUGUCUUUAAAGGAGAAGGAACAAAAUGUAGAUGAUGAAAAUAAAGAUCAUAUUUUUGAAUUAGCAGAUGAAAAUGCCCAUUCAGGUUACACGCGACUACGGCUUUAUAAAGAAGGGCCACCAAUGGAAAACAACAUUUUCUCUCUGACACCCAAUGGAGCAAAAUCUUAUUGUUGCGAGGAAGAAGGUAAUUUCUUUCUCUCUUCUUACAAAUUCAAAACGGCUUUCAACAGGUACCAGCUGAUUCCAGAGCGACCUGCUUGGGUGAUGCAAAGUUCAUAUAACUAUGCUGUGUCAUUUCCAGACGAGGAGGAAAUCUUAGAACACGGACCUUCGCUUUGCUUUUCUGAUGAAACAAAAGAAGAACCUCUCCAUGAUUCUGUUCCUUGCUUCCAUUUUCAUGAUUGGCCAAGACAGGCAACUGAAUGGAAAACGCGACUGCCUAGAAGUUGGCCGAUACAAAAAGAUGUCGAUUUAGUUGUUUCAAAAGGAUGUGAAGUUGUCCCAGUCGGCUUUCUUGGAAGUAAAACUCGUCAUUUGGAAUGGAGGCUAUCAUUUGCUUUGUCUGAACGGGUACUGUUACGAACAUUUAGCAACAUACAAUAUAAGUGUUAUGCGCUUCUUAAAAUGCUUUUAAAAGAUAUUAUUGCCGAAGAGGUUCCAAAAGUGCUGUCAUCAUUCCACAUGAAAAACGCCUUAUUCUGGGCUUUAGAAAAAGCAGAAAUUGCUAUCUGGUGUGAGGAAAGGAUUACAGAUGCCUUCAUGACGUGCGUGAAUCAAAUGCUAAAUUUCAUACGAGACGGACAUGAACCAGCUUAUUUCGUUCCAGAAAAUAAUGUUUUAGAUGGGCGCAUGAAUGCAGAUGAACAACGCAAAUUAGUGGAUUUGUUUAGUGGUUUUGUGAAAGAAGGUUGGAAAUGUUUGCUACGUUGUAAAUCGUUGACAACUGAACCAAAUAUAAAAGAAAUACUUCAGCAAUACACCUGCUCCAAAGAUAUAAGUACAGUCCUACAAGAUUUGCAUGACGUGGAUGUUAAAUCUGUGUGGUUUCAGCAUGACAUUAGACUCUUUCCUCGGUUUGAAGACGCAAGACUAGAAAUCAUGACGACAAUAGCACCCAUAGUAGGUGAAUCCUUGUCCAUGACAAUAGCCCGCCAUCACAUGACGCUGAAACGUCUGGACGAUAGAUCAGUUAAUGAAUUUUACAGGAAAACACUUAAACCGAUUAAAGCUGCCAUUAAAUCUAGUUUAGGAUUCCACCUUUUUUCGUUGAACAAUGCGCUAUUACAUUCAAAUUCGUCCAAUGAACAAACUCAUAAUUAUCUUCAAGCAGCAUCAGAGUUUCUCAUUGAAGGUAUGGAAUCAGAUGCAGCGGCUGGUAAGCUGAAAUACGCUACCUACUUGUACAUGACUGGCGGGACUGAUAACUGCAAGAAGAUGGCAGAAGAGAUCGUUGCAAAUUCCAAUCGGCUCCCAGCAUUUGUACCACAAUUUUUGCCGGACAGAUUUGGGCCAACAGAUAAAGAAAUAGAAGACUAUGAGUUUUUUGUUCGGUCAAAUAAUAUGACACUAGAGGAAAGAUUUCUUAGCUCCAUCCAUCAAGCCGUUGUUUUUAUGCCAACUGAGUCUUCAAUGUCGCCUCCUGCGGUGAAAUUUCAACUUCAAACACCACUUCCCGAACCUUUGGAGUAUACUCCAUGGCUUAGCUGGGCGCUGUAUGAUCCUUUGGUAUAUGCCUACUACUUGUUAUUUCUCUGUGAAACAAAGAAUGACAAGACAUCUGCUGCUGAAGGUGCAUUGGAAUCAAUUGAAAAACUGUUAUCCGAACGACUAGUUGGUUAUGAGAUAUCUGCGUUGAAUUUACUCGGAUUUUCGUACAUUUCGAUAAACAAUGUCGAAAAGGGUGUUCAAUUUCUUUUACAAGCCAUGGGAAAAGCAAUAAGUCCAAAUUCGACAGUUUGGCAAAUGGGAAGUACUCUGUCUUCUUUACUGGAAGGACCAUUUGCAAAAACAAGAAUGGCAACAAAAAUCAUGAGUCUCUUGUAAAGAUGCUAUUACCGACAUCAAAGGAUCUUAUAUAAUGUUUUAUCAGGGUACUGAAAACUUUUAAGUGAGUCAUUUUAAUUCGAACUUAGUUCCAAUCAUCUAUGUUAAAUAAUGUUUUACAACUUUAACUUUAUUAAAUAAACUCAGACACAAUAACUGCGCUACAGGAGCAUCAAUUAUACAAAGUACAUUAUAUUUACAGAUGACAGAAUGGGUAUAGAAAUUAUCUUAUUUAUUGAAUUUUAAGAUUUCAAGUUAUAAGAACAUAUACAAAUGUAGUACAGACAAAGUAAAUAUAAAUAGAAGCAUUACUGUAUAUAUAAAUAUAAGUGUAUUAACACAUAUUCAAAGGUA
This is a messenger RNA of Mytilus trossulus (common blue mussel), 2716 nucleotides long. RefSeq lists its product as uncharacterized. Bases 83 to 2362 code for a protein of 759 amino acids. The transcript is spliced from 2 exons. The record is from RefSeq and is a predicted model, not a curated record. Lineage: Eukaryota; Metazoa; Mollusca; Bivalvia; Mytilida; Mytilidae.